CCCCAGCCAAAUGCGAUAUUACUGCGCUCGAAUCUUGGUCUUCCUCUGUGUCGUCGCCACGCAAUGCUGCCAGGCGGUCGACGUCAAGACACCGAUGGGUUGGCGGGCUAACACUUGCGGGGGCAGUUUCAUUUCCGAAAGCACAGAACUGGGUUGCGCUGUUGGUCGAUGCGAAUGCUGGGAGUACAUUUCCGAGUGCGACAUGAACUACAUGUGUGAAGCGUACUUCACCAACGGCGUCAACGUGUGCCAAGGGCGUUGUCGCCUUUCGAGUAUGUCGGUCGUCAUGCUUUACGUCUCACGUCAUGCCUGGUGCGUGGGUAGCUUUUGGCAAGGCAUUGAACGUGUUUGGAAUGCUGCUCAUUUUUGGUUUCCCCGUUGGAAUCUUCAUCUUCCACGUGGUGAGCGUCCGCAGACAGAGUCAGAUGGCCGAGUUGAGCCCAGCCAAAGAUAUCGAUGAGGUGGCAGCGAAGGGGGACGGACUCGUAGAGCAGCAGCAGCAGCGACGCGUGGUCGACCGCUUGUUGCUUCGCAGGGACCAAUGCAUGAAUCGAGGAGUCCAUCUGUCGACCAAUUCGAUUGUGGACUCGUCGAAAGCGUUGUUUUCGCACAUCCGGCUCGGGUCCAAGCAGAAUUCGAGUAGCGCCAUGCUCGCGGAAGACGGGGGAGGCUACAUGCUGCAUUCGGACGCCCCCACCACCAUCCUAGGCAACAACUUUGUCAUCCCCAAGGAAGGAGAGGCCGACGACCACGAAGAGUCCAAAGAAGAUGUCCUUCGGCGGUAUUGUGACUUGACAAAGUUGAGCGCAGGGAGUACGAACGGCGCGUUUGUUGUGCGGAUGAACUCGCAAACGUACUUGGAAACCAUGCAUCGAGGCACAUUGCCGCUUAUCUUUUGCAUCAUGGGGGGCAUCGUGGUGGCGUCGCUGCUUCUGGCUUUGUACCCACUGCAACUCACGUCAACGGUUGCGCGGCUCCAGCCAGGGGACUUGGCGUAUUUCAAUUGCUCUGUGAACGUGACAGAGUGUACAGCGUUCGAGUGGAUCGUGUUGGACGCAUCGAAUCGCACGGCGCAUCGGAUGGCGUUCACGUCGGACCAGCUCCCGAAAGCACCCGAUGUGUUGCGCAUUCAAAUGAACGUGGAAAACACUACCCAGAAACAAACCCCCGGGGCGUACGUCCUGGGCAACUACCGCCUCAGCGUGUGGGCCGAGGGCGAAGCCAAGCCGAUCGUGUCGCAGUACGUGAAUCAACUGGUCACGACCUGCUCGUGUGUGGACAACCAGUGCCGGGACGUGUCUUGCUCGACGAUCCCACUGGUCGGGGUCAACCUCAAGAGGUUUAGCGCGUCGCUGUACGACCUGCGCAGCCAGCGAUACAUGAUCGAAUUGGACAUGGACACGUCCGAGAGUACCCUCGUGAACUCGACGUUUCCCGCGUACUCAUUGCACGUGGAGCUGCUGGAAAAUCCGUACGAAAUGACCGGCCUUGCGGUCCAGUGUAUCUUGGGCUGCUUCAACAUGGCGUACUUGGUUCAUUUUGUCUACUCGAUCAACGCUCAUUACGCCCGACGACACCCCACGGCGGCGACGGACGUGCCGAUUCCGCGGCGGUGGGUCUACCACUUGAGUUUGGAGCGCAAGUUGCUCGUGAUGAUCUUGCUGGCGCUGGCAAUUGCAAACAAUCCGUUUAUGAUCACACUCACGUUGCCGUUCUUCGGUCCUCCUGGCCCCGCCUACCUCGUCUUCCGAAGCGUGUGGGAGACUGUCGUGUACGUGACCGUGCUUGGCUCGCUCCUCACUAUCAUCGACUCCUACCGGAAAGACAGCAAGCUGUUCAAGAAUGGCGCGUCCAUUUCCAUCGUGGGCACCCGCUUUGUUCUGUCCAAGCUAUUUGUCGUACUGUUGCUCUUAGCGCUCCGCUUGUCGGUGAUCCUCGCGAUUGAGUCUAGCUUUGACGAGACGGUGAACAUUGACCAGUGGAUUUCCACGGUGGACUUGGCGCUGGUUGCUGUCGGCGUCACGGCGCUCGUGGGGGUCGUUGUGCACGUCCACCAAGUGCUCGACCGCCAACGCUACAGCGAAACACGAUACCUGUCGCUCAACUUUCGGUACAUCACCGUCGUGACGUACGCGAUCCUGGCCGUGCUGCUCAUCAAUUUGGUCUUUUUCAGCGCGUACGCCCAAGUGUCAACGUACAAACCCACCGCCCUCCGCACGUCCACGACGGUUUCGGCAGUGUCGUUCUCCGUUCUCAUUUGUCUGGCCGCGGUUGCGUUCUAUCCCCCCCGCAAGCCGCAGCAAGGCCAAGUACCACGCGGUUACGUCAUUCGUGAGAAGCGACAGUUUGCCACCACCCCGACGGGCCUCUCGCCUGUCGCCGGCAGGGGGACGACCCCUCCCCGGCCAACGGACCCCACCCCUCUGCGUCCCCGUGACGUGUUCUUCCGCCCCCCCGUGAACAACAUCCCCCUCCGCUCCAUGCCCGCGUUCCGGGCCAAGCCGAUUUCGACGCCGCAUCACAUUUUCUGCAUCGAAACGGCGUGUCUCAUGUACAACUGCUCCCGUCACGCGUACGAUCGCCCGGCGUUGUACCAACCGACCGACAUGGACGACACUGGCGCCCCGCUCCACCCCCCGUCGGCGUACGUGAGCUCGGCGGCGCUGUUCCGCGAUAACCUGCGGGAGGUCGCGCACAUCCACGACCCGGAAACCGAUACGAACUGCUUGGUGCUGCAGAGCGACCGGAAAAUCAUCUUUGCUUUCCGAGGCACGGCCAGCACGACCAACGUCAAGACGGACUUGAAAUAUGCACUGGAAGCCGUGCCGUGGACAUCGUCGACGCCACAUCCUCAGGGCGAGUCGGGCGCGGGGCACGCCCACAGCGGAUUCUUCCAUGCGUAUAUGUCUGUUCAGAAGCAACUACAUGACGCGAUGCGAACAUUGUUGGAGGAAUACAGCGUGCGCGGCUUGCCACCGGACACCCACGUGCAAAUCUACUGCACCGGACACUCCCUCGGCGGUGCGUUGGCCACCCUGGCGUCGCUGGACUUCAAAUUGACGUUUGGACACCGCGUGAUCAUGUACAAUUUCGGCAGUCCCCGCGUCGGCACGCACAAAUUUGCGCGGUUCUACAACCAAGAGAUUCCGCUGGCGUUCCGACUCGUGAACGAAGGGGACAUUGUCGUGGGCAUGGUGCAAACCGUGUCCACCAACUGCUUUGGCCAAUCCAAGAAGUUUUACAGACAUGUGGGCACCGAAGUCGUGCUGGACGGACGCGUGAAUGGCGACUUUAUCGUACGCCCGACGUUCACGGAGAAGAACCUGAUUGUCGAAGUCCGGCGCAAGGCGGCGCGGCAUUUCUUGAACGGGUACAAGCGCAACUUGGACGCGAUCAUGGACAGUGUGCUGGAAACCGAAACGCGUUUGGGGGAACUGCAUGUUCAGACCGAGCUCGAGAAAGCGCUCUAUGGCGGACUAGACGGUCGCAAUGCCGAGUGGCACCUCGCGGAUAGUAUUCCCGACCCAUUACGUACCGGAUGCAAUCAAACGAACGAGCCAAGCGACGCUCAAGACGAGGACGAGUAUUUUAUCUAAAACAACUGGCGAAUACAGUUUGCAAUGUGGUUACAUUUGAAAGAGCUA
Messenger RNA from Aphanomyces astaci, 3644 nucleotides. RefSeq lists its product as hypothetical. Lineage: Eukaryota; Oomycota; Saprolegniomycetes; Saprolegniales; Verrucalvaceae. Gene Ontology annotation, biological process: lipid metabolic process. The record is from RefSeq and is a predicted model, not a curated record. The transcript is spliced from 4 exons. Bases 306 to 3596 code for a protein of 1096 amino acids.